AUGCAGGGUAUGUGUCACCUCCACGCCAGCCAGAUUGUGCACGGUGACCUGAAGCCAGCUAACGUCCUGCUCAAGAGCAGCCGGUCGGACAGGAGGGGCUUCAUUGCCAAGGUGGCUGACUUUGGUUUGUCCAAGAUAUUUCCGGUGUCUGAGCGCUCCCUGGAGUGCCACACGGACGCCACCGGCACCAUCGCCUACAUGGCUCCGGAGGUACUCAACGGGUCCAUGAGCCCGGCGGCAGACAUUUACAGUUUCGGUGUGACGUUGUGGCAGCUGGUCACGGGGGAGCGCCCCUUCGCGGACAUCCACCCGGGUCGCCUCUUCGUGGGGGUGUGCACCGGCGCCCUGAGACUGGACUGGCCGCAGGAGGUGCACCCCCUCAUUCGGAAGCUGGGCGAGGCCUGCCUCAGCUUCAACAAGAAACAGCGGCCUAGCUUCACCAAGGUGGCCCGCGUGCUG
Messenger RNA from Volvox carteri f. nagariensis, 459 nucleotides. RefSeq lists its product as uncharacterized. NCBI's taxonomy places the organism in Eukaryota, Viridiplantae, Chlorophyta, Chlorophyceae, Chlamydomonadales, Volvocaceae. The record is from RefSeq and is a predicted model, not a curated record. The annotation marks the transcript as partial. Gene Ontology annotation, biological process: protein phosphorylation. The transcript is spliced from 3 exons. Gene Ontology annotation, molecular function: ATP binding; protein kinase activity.